This is a messenger RNA of Thunnus maccoyii (southern bluefin tuna), 1910 nucleotides long. RefSeq names its product C-type lectin domain family 4 member E-like. Gene Ontology annotation, biological process: cellular response to molecule of fungal origin. Gene Ontology annotation, molecular function: (1->3)-beta-D-glucan binding. NCBI's taxonomy places the organism in Eukaryota, Metazoa, Chordata, Actinopteri, Scombriformes, Scombridae. The transcript has 8 exons. The record is from RefSeq and is a predicted model, not a curated record. The coding region runs from base 313 to 1176 and encodes 287 amino acids.
UUAAGAGUAACUAAUGUUAGCGUUAGUCAGAGUUCAGAUUCCUGACUAUCUCACUGUUUCCAUGAAAUCCUCAAACUUAACCAAAAAAAAACAGACUACAUAAUAGAACACAUCAUCCAUCUCUGACUUCAUUGAUAAAAAAAAAUAUUUUAGUCCGAACAAAAGGGAAGUGACACAAAUUUCGAGGAGCAACAAUCUUGAUAAAGCACUUCCUCGGACUUGAGUUAGACAGGAAGAUUUUUUUGUGAAACUUAAAUAUAGUUCUCUCUCCUUCGUCUCUCUCAGAGUCACAGAUGGUCACACAGCGGUAAAAUGCCUGAAACUGAAGUACUCUACUCUGAUGUUAAAUUCACAAAAAAGAAAGGAGACACCACUGAAACCGCUUCCUCAUCGAUUGAAGCCACUUACUCUGAAGUCAAGAUCUCGAAAACUCAGCCAUCCACCGAGCUGCCUGAAUGUUCAACAGCUUCCCAACAAGCGGUGUCAAAUGGAGGGUCAAAGGUCAAAUCACUGAAAGUUGCCCUGGUGAUUCUCUGUGUUCUCUUGGCAGUUGUGGUCAUCGCUCUUUGUUAUGUCUAUUAUCAUCACAUGCAAACCAAGAAAAACUACCAAACACUGACAGCCAAGUAUAAAGAUCUGGAGAAAAAUUUCACAGAGACACUCAAUCUCACUCAAAACAUGGUGCCACCUUCCUGCCCAAAACCUCCUGAAAUAAAACUAAAUGAUUCAUGCCCAAAAUGUGACAAAGGCUGGGAGCAACAUGGAGGGAAGUGCUAUUAUUUCUCCAUCACAAAUUCAUCCUGGGAAGAGAGCAGACGUUACUGCCGAAGUCAAGGAGGAGACCUGGUGAAGAUAGACAGCAGGGAAGAGCAGACAUUCUUGUCAAAGAAACUGAGUGACAAAAUGAACUAUCAUGAGGACAAGUUCUGGAUCGGACUGACAGACUCAAAGAAAGAGGGCGAAUGGUUUUGGGUGGACGACUCACCACUGAACACAAGUUUGUCUUUCUGGCGAAAAGGUGAGCAGGACAAUUGGACAAAGGAAAAUCCUGAAGGAGAGGACUGUGUGAGGAUGGGAGAGAAAGGAGAAACUGAAGAUCUGAACUGUUGGUUUGAUAAAUCCUGCGACGUGCCUCACAAAAGUAUUUGUGAGAAACAAACAUUAAAUUGGACUUAGAAGGGUUAUGUGUUUCUGAAAUCCAGUUGAGCUCAGACUUCUCAGUCUAUUUACAGUUUUCAUCAGUUGCUUUGGCACAAUUAUCAAUUAAAAAUCAUGAUUCUUACAACACAGUGUGCUAUUCUAAAACCUGCAGUUCAUUUUCUCACAAGUGUAUUCACAUUUCUUGUUUGUCGUUUCAAAUAUAUGAGUCCAAAUAUGUUCAGAUGAUCCAGUGAUGCAUUGAGUUAGUCUCUCUACUCUAGACGUGUAUAUCAAAAUGUUCAUUGUAUGCAGAAAACUGUCCAAACUUUUCAAAUAUACAUGUGACAUAUAUUUCAAGAAUAUAAAAACAAAUGAACAUUGCCGUUUUAGUGCAGCUUAUCACAUGUUAAAUGUAGUUUACAGAGUAUCUCAGGGAUUCCCAUGUGAUAUGGAGGGGAGGGUUACACCAUGACAAAAAUAUUUUGCUGGACGACAUUUACAAUGUUUCUUUUUAAAUAAAUAUUUACUUAUGCACAUGCAUUUCUGUACUGAGGCCUUUAUUUUUACUGUACUUUCAUUUAUGUAUUGUCUUUUUUUACAUCACUGUUACAUAUAUACUUACUGUCAUUAGGGGACAUGACAGAAAGGUGAACCGUGACAGUAAAUACACAGUUGAAAACGGUGUUUGUAUGACAUGAGUUUAUUCAGUUGGCUGUAGAGGCUAUUUGACCAAACCAACAAUGAAUUGAUCUGCUUACAAGUAUUGUGUG